This is a messenger RNA of Notechis scutatus (mainland tiger snake), 1154 nucleotides long. The record is from RefSeq and is a predicted model, not a curated record. Lineage: Eukaryota; Metazoa; Chordata; Lepidosauria; Squamata; Elapidae.
UUUGAUAGAAGGAUAACGAUUUGUGGAUAAUAUGUUAUUUGAGAAUUGUACUUACUUUAUCAAAGAAUGUGGAAUUGCAGACUGUAAAAUUGUCAUUUUGUUUCAGUCAAUAGCUUCAGCUGACAUGGAUUCAAAUCAACUAGAAGCUUUUCUGACUGCACAAACAAAGAAACCAGGGGGAAUCACAACCGAUCAUGCUAUAGUUAUUGCAAAAUUUUGGAAGAACCAGCGAGCAAAAAUUCAUGAGAGUCUGAUAAAUCAAAGCAAGUGGGAAAAUAGCUUGAAAAACAUAAGCUGGAGAGUAGAUUUAAAAACACAGUCAAGACACAUUGACCAGAUGAACAGUCCUGUGGCAAUAGUUGAAAUGGAACUUGAGAAAAAUGGACAGGUAAGAACAUUUUAUCUUAUUUUACCAAUGUGAAUGUUAUAUGUUAGUGUUUGCUUCCUAAAGAUGAAGGAAAAGAAAAGGAAUUCUGCAGAUUACAGCUUAUACUAUUACAAAUCACUAUAAUGCAGGCUUCUUUAAGUUUAAUAUCUCAAGCUUGGAUCAUUGGCCAUGGUUCCUUGGAGCAAUGUUUUUCAAAAUAUGGGUGUGUAAACUUCAGGAAGCCAGUCAAGAUGUAGAUUGUCUCCAAAGCAGAGUAACUUAUAUUAUUCAGAUGGAAACUCCUGCAUGAUCUGAAGAGAUGUCUUAAAACUGCAAGAACAAAAAGAAAAAUUAUAGCCCUUUAUUCAUUGUUUGAGUUAUAUGUUACUGUUGAUAUGGUAAAUCUAAUCAAAGUGAUUAUUCUGAUUCCUACAGAAGCCCACAUAGCAAAAUAUAAUUUUCCAUAAUUUAUUAAAAGAUGUUUUACUUCUCUUCCUACAGAAUGCUGAUUCCACCCCUCCCAAAAAAGGAAAUUAUUCUUGUUAACUUGCAGAAAAUAUACAUUUAAAGCUUUACUGAACUAUCAGCAGAAAGGCAUGAUCUCAGAUCAUAUGAACUUCUAUUUUUAGUUUGCAUAAAUCAUUUGUAAAUUUGUGCACUAAUUGAGCAGUAGCGGCAGUUAACUUGGUGGAGAACAUUCAGUUCUAAGCGUUUAACAAGGCACUGCUUCUCUUUGAUUUAUAAAAUGUUUAUUAAGUUUCAUUAUAAAAUAAAAAUAUGGAAAAAA